AUAGAAAUUUAGAAAAAUUGUUUUGAUUGAUUGUGGAAUUGUUUUAAUUCUUUAUACCUAGAUAGUAAAAUAAAAAUUGUAGACUACAAAUAUCAAGAAGUAUUUAUGGCUUGUUAUCACGAAGGAACAAGACGUGAGAAUGGUGACUGCAUAUUACAUGAUACAAAUGGCGAAAAACAAAACAAACACAUCAAUAUAUGAAUAUUACGGGGAUUUUCUCAAAUAUUCAACUACAAUCAAGGAUAUGCACACCAAAUGCCGCGUUUGCUUGAAAUUAGGGACCGUACCUAUAUUUGAAGAAACUUCAGAGAUUUCCGAAGCCUUACAAUGCUUCGGAGACAUUAAAGUAAGUCAAGAUGAUGACCUCCCAAAACUGCUGUGUGAGACUUGUAGCGAGUUCGUUAAAGUUGCAAUAUUAUUCAAAAACUCCGCAAAACGUUCUGAUGAAAUACUACGCAAAUCUAUCAAAGAAGAACAAAGAGAUUCCGACCAUGAUUACGACGACAAAAAUAUUAGCUUCGAAACGAAAAUAUCCGAAGAUUUACCUAACAAAGAGUUGGAAGCUAGUGAUGACACAAAAACUAGCAAGAAAAAGGUGAAAGCUGCAGUCAAAGUAACAUGCCACAUCUGUAGUAAAGUUAUAAACCAGUCAUAUUACAAAGAGCACAUAACUAUGCACGAUCCAAAUCAUAAAAAAUAUGUUUGCGACAUAUGCGGCAAAUCGUUCCGCUUGCGAUGUGCCUAUCACAACCACAGUCUGAGGCACAGUGAGGAUUUCCCUUAUAAGUGCAAUAUGUGUCCAUAUAAAGGGAGAUAUAAGGAGCUAUUAAAAACUCACAUGAAAACACAUACUGGUGACUACAGGUAUAUGUGCACAGAAUGCCCAGCUAGAUUUUUAUUUAAGAGUAAUUUGAACAGUCACAUGUUAAAACACAAGGAACCACAGUUCAAAUGUGAUUCUUGUAAGAGAGCAUUCCGUACUAAGCUUUUGUUGGAGCGGCAUUUUGAAGCAGACCAUUUGGGAAUCAAAAGUCAUCUAUGCAACAUUUGUGGGAAAGCAUUUGGUUACAGGAACGCUAUGAUGAAACAUCAAAGACAUGUCCAUAAAAGAGAGAAAUUCUUAAAUGGGCGAAUGCCAGCAUAUUUAGUGGCGCAGAAUGAAGAUGGUAUUACUAAAUAAUAAAAAGGAUCUGAUUAUGGAAAUCUAACUUUAGGAAUUAGGUUUCUCCAUACAUUAAGGAGAAAAUGCUGUUUACCAAUAAUAUAAAAACAAAAACAUAUUUAUCUAAAGAAGAACUGAUUUUUUUAAGUUUAAAUUAUAAUUAUUUGUUAAUUUAAUUUAUUUAAAAGUAACAGGGCAAGCAACACCUCUGACUUGAACAAUCAUCAGUGAUGUUAGUCUUGUGUAUAAAAGAAUACUUAAAAUAUUUAAAUUAUGUUAACAGUAUAACCUAAAAUUUUAUUUACAUUUUAACAUACCUAUUUAUUUAAGUCAUAAAUGAAUUAUAUUAUUAUUUACUAUUUAUUUAAGUCAUGAAUGAAGUAAUAAAUGAU
Messenger RNA from Amyelois transitella, 1554 nucleotides. RefSeq names its product zinc finger protein 93. The transcript has a single exon. Gene Ontology annotation, molecular function: zinc ion binding; DNA-binding transcription factor activity, RNA polymerase II-specific; RNA polymerase II transcription regulatory region sequence-specific DNA binding. NCBI's taxonomy places the organism in Eukaryota, Metazoa, Arthropoda, Insecta, Lepidoptera, Pyralidae. Gene Ontology annotation, biological process: regulation of transcription by RNA polymerase II. Gene Ontology annotation, cellular component: nucleus. The coding region runs from base 140 to 1180 and encodes 346 amino acids. The record is from RefSeq and is a predicted model, not a curated record.